Piliocolobus tephrosceles (Ugandan red Colobus) is the source of this 1040-nucleotide messenger RNA. Its product is annotated as C-C motif chemokine 15-like. Gene Ontology annotation, biological process: positive regulation of cell migration; chemokine-mediated signaling pathway; antimicrobial humoral immune response mediated by antimicrobial peptide. NCBI's taxonomy places the organism in Eukaryota, Metazoa, Chordata, Mammalia, Primates, Cercopithecidae. The coding region runs from base 557 to 886 and encodes 109 amino acids. The transcript is spliced from 4 exons. The record is from RefSeq and is a predicted model, not a curated record. Gene Ontology annotation, molecular function: chemokine activity; CCR chemokine receptor binding. Gene Ontology annotation, cellular component: extracellular region.
CUAAAUCUUGUCUCGGUCUCUCACUCUGCCUUAUGCCCCUCAGUUGAAUUCUUUCUUCUGAGGGGGCAAGAAUUGAGGCUGCUGCAGACUGAUACGGAUUCGCCACUGCUAACACCUCCUAGUUGGGACUACAGGAAUAGAACUAGAAAUGGAAAAAAGAUAGCAUUCACCACAUCUCAAUCCUGAAUCCAAGAGUCUAAGAUAGUUCCCCACUCCUAUCCCAGGCUUAGAGGAUUAGAUGAAUCUCCUGGAAGGAAGACUCUUCCUUGAAACAUUUCUUUCUAUCUGCCUGUAGCUAUUGGGAUAGUUCGGGAAAUCCACAGGGACAGUGGAUUUUUUUUUUGUCCUCUACUUUCUGUUGCAUUCUCAGCCUUGUUCUCUUUUUAGAAACUGCUUGGUAACUAUUAUAUAGCUAAAGAAGAGCAUUCUGACCUCUGCCCUGGGACUUCCUGGAUCCUCCCCUUCUUGUAAAUACAAGGGCAGAGCUGGCAUCCCGGGGAGCCAGGAAGCAGUGAGCCCAGGAGUCCUCGGCCAGCCCUGCCUGCCCUCCAGGAGGAUGAAGGUCUCCGUGGCUGUCCUCUCCUGCCUCAUGCUUGUUGCUGCCCUUGGAUCCCAGGCCCAGGUCACAAACGAUGCAGAGACAGAGUUCAUGUCAAAGCUUUCACUGAAAUAUCCAGUAGUUCUGAGUGGCUUUCACCUUGCUACUGACUGCUGCAUCUCCUACAUCUCACAAAGCAUCCCGUGUUCGCUCAUGGAAAGUUAUUUUGAAACGAGCAGUGAGUGCUCCAAGCCGGGUGUCAUCUUCCUCACCAAGAAGGGGCGACAAGUCUGUGCCAAACCCAGUGGUCCGGGAGUUCAGAAUUGCAUGAAAAAGCUGAAGCCCUAACCAAUAUAAUGAUAAAGAGACAAAAGAGGCCAGCCACUCACCUCCAACACCUCCUGUGAGUUUCUUGGCCUGAAUUACUUUAAAAAUAUAUAUAUUGUUGUGUCUGCUAAUGAAAGUCAUGCAUCUAAUAAAGAGUAUUCAAUUUUUAACUUUG